UAAAGUUGUUUCCCGCCCUUCCUCCCGGCCGCGCCGCUCGUUGCCAUGACAGCGGCGGCGCUGGCGGGCGGCCGCCAUGGCUUUCGUGAAGCGGGAUAAGGGGCGGGUGGAGGCCUCGAUGGACGCGGAGGAGCGGAUCGGGCGGCGGCGGGCUGUCAGGCUGUGGGCGGCUCUGGAGCAGGAGCGGCGAAUGGAGGAGGCCCUGCGGCAGGCCGAAGAGAGCAAAGCCCGGCGGGCGCUGCAGCUGGAGCAGGAGGAGAGGCUGGCGGCAGAGCUGGCGAGGUUGAACCACGAGAAACUUAAAGAUGAGAGGAUGAGGCAACAAAUAAGACAGAACAGUCUUGAACUUCGGGAGCUGGAGAAGAAGCUGAAAUUCGCUUACAUGAACAAGGAGCGAGCCGCGCAGAUGGCUGAGAAGGCAGCUCUGCAGUAUGAGAACAUGAUACGUGAGGGUGAAAUAGCUCAAAAGAUGAAGGAAGAGCACGAAAGGGCAAUAAGAGAAGAAAGUACUGCAGAACUGAGGCGAAAGGAGGAGAAAAUAACAUAUCACAGAGAACUGGAGAAACAGGUUGAGGAACAAGAGAGGAAGAAGCAGGAUGCUUAUGAACAGUUUCUAAGAGAGAAACUCAUGAUUGAUGAAAUUUUAAGAAAGAUCAAUGAGGAAGAUCAAAUGGAAAAACAAAUGAAGUUAGCUAAAAUGAGAGAAACUCAGGCACAUAUUGAAGAAUAUAAAAAAGAUCAAGCUAUCUGGGCGAAAAGGAAGCAGGAAGAGAUGGAAGAAGAAAACAGGAAAAUUAUGGAAUUUGCCAACAUUCGGCAACAAAGAGAAGAAGACUGGGUUGCUAAAGUUCGAAAUGCUGAGGAGAGAAAACAAAGAGUUCAAAGCAUGAUUGCCCAGAAUCUGGAAAAAGAACAACAGAAGCGUGAAGAACUAGAACAAACCCUCCAAGAGCUGUAUCUGGAAGAACAAGCGGAGGCAGAAAGGAAGAAGGAGAUGGCAGAAAUAGAAAAGAGACUAAGGCAGCGCCUAGACUUACAGCAAGCAUACGAAGAGCAGUUGGCUAUGAAGGCGGCUGUGCGACAAGCUAUGCAAGAAGAAGAACAAGCCUUCAGACAACAGAUGUUGGCCAAGUUGGCAGAGGAUGAUCGCCUUGACCAGCUGAAUGCUCAGAAACGAAGAAUGAAACAGCUUGAACACGGAAGGGCUGUGGAAAAACUCAUUCAAGACCGUCGCCAACAGUUUGUUGCAGAUAAAGAGCGGGAACUUGAAGAAAGACAGUUGGAGGCAAAGAGAGAAGAGAAGUUCCAGGCAAUUGUUGAAGAAGAGAGACAGAAACUCUUGAAGGAGCACGCAUCUAAAUUACUGGGUUAUCUUCCUCCCGGAAUACUCAGAGAUGAAGGUGACAUCAGUAUGCUUGGAGAAGAUUUUAGACUGGCGUAUCAGAAGAGAAGAGGCAAUGCACUUCCACAAGAGGGCUGAAACUUCCCCCAUCUCAUCUCCGGGUUUGCCACUAGGUGUCACCUGAUUUCUAAUGAAAACUUCCCUUUGCUGUUAACAUUGAGGAACUCCUUUUUAACAUCAUAACAAGUCUCCAUUUUAAGACUGGAGCUCUAAACUGACGAGCAUUUAGCUCUGCACUUUCCAUCAAUAAACUGUUACAGAGUGCU
Molecule: messenger RNA, 1668 nt
Organism: Neopsephotus bourkii (Bourke's parrot)
Lineage: Eukaryota; Metazoa; Chordata; Aves; Psittaciformes; Psittacidae
Gene: MNS1
Product: meiosis specific nuclear structural 1
Exons: 10
Coding region: 77-1480 (467 amino acids)
Biological process (GO): cilium organization
Cellular component (GO): motile cilium
Source: RefSeq, a predicted model, not a curated record